CAAAUGGUUUGUUUCUCUAUCUCGGUUUAAUCACAAAAAAGGCAGUGCUUAUCUUUUAGAAAAGUUUUACGGGAAACCCCCUGCAGAGUUUUAUAUUUAUGUUUUAGUCCCUGAAGAAACGCGUAUAGAUGGUGAAUGGGAGAGGAAGGAGAAAGAGACUGAGAAGAUGAGAGCGGGGUUGAGUACCAUCCAACAGACGCUGACGCCGGAGGCGUCGGCGGUGCUCACGGCGGCGAUGGCAGAGGCGGCGAGAAGAGGGCAUGGGCAGACGACGCCACUACAUGUGGCGGCGACGUUGUUGGCUUCGCCGGCGGGGACGUUGAGGCAAGCUUGUUUACGGUCGCAUCCGACGUCGUCGCAUCCUCUUCAGUGCAGGGCGCUCGAGCUUUGCUUCUCCGUCGCGCUUGACCGGCUGCCGACAUCGGCGGCGAUGUCGGGAGGAUCGAAUUCGGGGGAGGUGGCGGUGACGGAGCCACCGAUAUCGAAUGCUUUGAUGGCUGCGUUGAAGCGAGCUCAGGCGCAUCAACGGAGAGGGUGCCCGGAGAGCCAGCAGCAGCCGUUGCUUGCCGUGAAGGUUGAGCUUGAGCAGCUCAUCGUCUCUAUACUCGAUGAUCCCGGUGUAAGCCGCGUCAUGCGUGAGGCUAGCUUUUCAAGCCCUACCGUCAAAGCGGCGAUUGAGAACAGUAUCUCCUCUGCCGCCUCCGGUAGCGGCGCCGGCGUCGGCGCCGGCAUCAGCAUUCCUCACUCCUCUUCACCUUCUCUCGGUCUCGGCAUCGCCGCUCAUCGCCCACAACCGCCUAGGAAUCUAUAUAUGAAUCCCAAGCUCCACCAACCAUCGCCGAAUCACCCCAACCUUAUCGUCGGCGCCGGCGUUGGUGUCGGGAAGACCGACGAAGCGGCACGAGUCGUGGAUAUCCUAUCGAGGGGAAGCAAGAGGAAUCCGGUGCUUGUCGGUGAUAACUCGCCGGAGAUCGUGAUGAGGGAUGUGAUCCAAAAGAUGGAGCGUGGCGAGAUCCACGGAUUCGCCGACGCGAAGGUCAUCUCACUAGAAAAGCGAUUGAAGGCUGUUGACCGGACGGAGAUCGCUUCUAAGAUUCGAGAAUUGGGGGAUCUGAUAGAGACCCAGGUCGGCAAUCGCGUGGUCAUCGAUCUCGGUGACCUCAAAUGGCUUGUAGAUCCUUCGCCGCGGUUGUUGCCGAUCCAGCAGCAGCAGCAGAUGGUGGUUGAAGCCGGCCGUGCGGCGGUGACAGAGAUGGCGAAGAUCUUGAAGCGGUUUUCCGGCGACGGUGGUCGUGUUUAUCUUGUCGGCACCGCCACUUGCGCCACCUAUCUCCGAUGCCAGGUCCACCAUCCAACCAUGGAGAACGAUUGGGAUCUUCAAGCUCUCCCCAUUGCUUCCAGAUCCUCAAUCUCCGGAUUGCUCACCAGGAUUCCCAGUGGAUUCCCCGGUGAAUCUCAGCCUGCGGUCAAGGGUUUUCCGUCCUUCCUCGGCGACGGGUUGUUAAAGCAGCUGCCGCCAACGACGACGGCGACGACAACAACAACAGCGUCGAGUCUCUGCUCUCUUUGUAUGGAAAGCUACGAGCGCGAGCUAGCCAAGCUCGUCGCUAAGGAGUUCGAGAAGGCCUCCUCCGAUUCCAAGCCUCCAUUGCCGCAGUGGCUUCAAGCUGCGAGCAAUCAGCUUCCGGUCAAAGAGAAAGAAUUCAACUGGAAACAAAGCACGGAGGAGUUGCUGAAGAAAUGGCGCGAUACAUGCGCCCGUCUCCAUUCAACACUGCCUGCACGCCAAGCAUUCCAUCCCAAAUCACUGCCAGUGUCAGCCCAAACCAUUCCUCCGUUGAAACCAAGACUUGUGCUGACCCCGUCUGAGCGCCCCCUUGCCAGCCCUUCCGGCAGCCCGGUGAAGACUGAUCUUGUUCUCGGCCGGCUGAAGCCCGUCGUCGAGACACCACCAAAGCAACCUGACCUCUUCCGUAAUGCUCAUUCCGAUAUCGAUAGAUUCAAGAGGUUGUAUACUGGUCUUAUCGAGAAGGUUGGCUGGCAGCCGGAGGCUGUGUCUUUGGUGAUCGAUGCAGUGUUGCAAUCUAAGUCUGGUUGCCAGAGACUUCGUCCGGGGACCAAAAGUGAUACAUGGUUGAUGUUUGCUGGUCCUGACAGGGUUGGAAAGGCGAAAAUGGCUUUAGGUUUGUCUGAGCUAUUGUUUGGUACUGCUCCUGUAAUUGUCAACUUUGGUCAAUCCCAUGAAGAAGAUGGAGAGUCAGAUAUGAAUCUCCGGGGACGGAGAUCGGUGAACAGAAUCGUGGAUGCCAUCAGACAGAAUCCUUUCUCUAUGAUUGUGCUCGAGGAUGUUGAUCGAGCCGAUGUUGUGGUGAGGGGAACAAUCAAACGAGCCAUUGAGCAAGGUCGUUUCGCGAAUUCUUAUGGCCGAGAAGUUAGUUUAGGCAAUGUUAUCUUUGUUCUCACUGCCGAUUGGUUGCCCGAUGAUCUAAAAUGCGCGCAGAGUUCGUUGGUUCAACAUGAGGAGAAGAUACUUGAGGCAGCAAUUUCAGGCUGGCAAUUAGAGCUUUCUUUGGGAGAAAAGUCAGUGAAACGAAAAGCAGAUUGGUUACAUGAUGAUUAUGAUCGGCCAAUGAAACCAUCACGGAAAGAGCCUAGUCUGUGUCUGGACUUAAACUUGGCUGCCGGUGUCGAAGAUGAUCACACUGAUGUUUCGAGAAACUCUAGUGACCUGACUGUUGAACAUGAUCAUGAUAACACCAGGCUUAAAGUUCAGCAUUUGGAAUCAUCAGCUCCUGAGCUGAUUGAUUCCAUGGACAGCACAAUCAUCUUCAAACCGGUGGAUUUCAGUCCUUUACGACGAAAGGUCUCUGAUGCCAUAACCACAAAAUUCACGACAAUCAUCGGGAAUUCACUGGCAAUAUCGGUCGAUGAUGAUGUGCUUGACAGAAUGGUUGGAGGAGUUUGGCUCGGAGGAUCUACAACCAAGUUAGAUCAAUGGACAGAAAGAGUGUUGGUCCCCCGAAUCGAACACCUUAAGAGUAAUCUUAAAACAGGGCUUGGUAACAAGUCUCCGGUUAUCAUCGGUGAAGAACGGUAAACAUUUGCUAAAGAAUGGCAGUUUUGGUGGCGGUGGCAAUGUCGAUUUACUUCCGGCCACCGUGACGAUCACCAUGGACGGUUUGAGGACGAUAU
Molecule: messenger RNA, 3192 nt
Organism: Dioscorea cayenensis subsp. rotundata (Guinea yam)
Lineage: Eukaryota; Viridiplantae; Streptophyta; Magnoliopsida; Dioscoreales; Dioscoreaceae
Product: protein SMAX1-like
Exons: 3
Coding region: 167-3097 (976 amino acids)
Molecular function (GO): ATP hydrolysis activity; ATP binding
Source: RefSeq, a predicted model, not a curated record